GUAGGAGCCUGUUACGACCACACUAACAGCCACUUGGAGAUGUCUUCAGGAUCCAAUGGUGCCAGGCGCAUAGCCUCAAUACUGCGGCCUUCGAUUGCCGAACAGCGAGUGUGCAGCAGCUGUCAAGAGACACUUGUCCGCCGCAACUAUGCCUCCGCGGCUACACCCAUUUCCCCUAAACCCUCUUCGUCGACCUCAUCUACGUUUCCUGUUGUGAGCCCGACUUAUACUAUCAAUGCUGGCGUGCUCCUGUCCCGUCCGCCCCAAAUCACACGCGACCUCACCGAUUUUGAGAAAGCGUACUACUUCUACCAGAAGCGUCUGAACGAGCGACUGGCGCUCCCAUUCACGAAAUACUUCUACUUUAAGCGCGGAACGCCCCUUGACGAGGAUUGGAAGCGUAAGGUCCGAGAGCGCCAGACCGCUGCGCGCGAUAUUGGCAAGUACAAUGCGUACGGUAAAGAGGCGUGGAACGAUGAACUGCUUCUGGGCGCCAAGGAGUCGGAACCGGAGCAUAUUGUUGAGGCGUUGAUUUCGGAUGCCGAGAGCACUGCCAACAACACGUCUCAAGAUACAAGCAAGCAAGAGCAAAUCCCAAGGCCGCAUCCCCGGGUAACGGAGGCGGAUAAGAAGGGUGACACCAAGAGUCUGGAUCGGGCUCUUCAGAGGACCCUGUACUUGCUUGUUCAACACAAGGAAGGAUACUGGAAGCUUCCUAGCUCUCCUGUCGCUUCUGGUGAAACCCUUCGAUCGGCCGCUGAACGUACCCUUGAACAAUCUGCUGGUGUGAACAUGAACACCUUUAUGGUCGGAUACCACCCUGUCGGCCACUACGUGUACAACUCUCGCAAACCCAAGAUUGACGAGACAACCGGCGCCACCCUAGCCGGAGAGAAGACAUUCUUCAUGAAAGGACGCAUCAUGGCCGGCCAGGCGGAUCUUUCUGCCAAUGUGCAAAACCUCAAGGACUUCAAGUGGCUUGCUAAGGAGGAGAUUGCGAAGUACGUCUUGCCGCCGUACUACGCUGCCAUCAAGAACAUGCUUGCUGAGCGGUAAUGGAGCUGCGGAGCGUUCUUAUUGCUCGAGUGAAGAGGUAGAUGAACGGGGUCGACAGCGAAUUGGUGAAGAAUCCGGAAGCUGUAGGAUAAUCUGGCUCAAAUCUGCAUAUAUUCGAGUUUAUCAUGUCAUGUAUAACUAGCUCAUCAAUAUUUAUUCCCUUGUUUCAUAUGCAUUCAC
Messenger RNA from Aspergillus nidulans FGSC A4, 1236 nucleotides. Its product is annotated as mitochondrial 54S ribosomal protein mL46. The transcript has 3 exons. The record is from RefSeq and is a predicted model, not a curated record. Bases 40 to 1056 code for a protein of 338 amino acids. Gene Ontology annotation, cellular component: mitochondrion. Lineage: Eukaryota; Fungi; Ascomycota; Eurotiomycetes; Eurotiales; Aspergillaceae. Gene Ontology annotation, molecular function: structural constituent of ribosome.